UGAGUCUCUUAUAACCAGCGGCCUCCUCCUCUGGAGUCUCUCCGUCUUCUGUCUCCACAGGCCGACACUCCUCCACCCACCGCUCAGCAUGACCUCCGCCGCCCAGCCCAUCUUCUCCCAGGGGGAGGACUGUAAGGAAGCAUGGCACGACGCGAGCGCCGGAUACAACGAGGCCGACACGCACCUGGAGAUCAUGGGAAAGCCCGUCAUGGAGCGCUGGGAGACCCCGUACAUGCACUCUCUGGCCACCGUCGCAGCCUCAAAAGGUGGUCGAGUUCUGGAGAUCGGUUUCGGCAUGGCCAUCGCCGCCACUAAAAUCGAGUCUUUCCCCAUCGAGGAGCACUGGAUCAUCGAGUGUAACGAUGGUGUCUUCGCCAGACUGGAGAACUGGGCCAAAUCUCAGCCACAUAAGGUCGUCCCUCUGAAGGGUCUUUGGGAAGACGUUGCCCCUACCCUGCCAGACAACCACUUCGAUGGUAUCCUGUACGACACAUACCCUCUGUCAGAGGACACGUGGCACACUCACCAGUUCGACUUCAUCAAGGCUCACGCUCACAGGAUGCUGAAACCCGGCGGCAUCCUCACCUACUGCAACCUGACCUCCUGGGGCGAGCUGCUCAAGACCAAAUACGACAACAUUGAAAAGAUGUUCGAGGAGACUCAGGUGCCUCAUCUGCUCAAGGCUGGAUUCAAGAAGGAGAAGAUUAGCACCACCACCAUGGACAUCGCCCCCCCCAGUGAAUGCAAAUACUACUCCUUCAAUAAGAUGAUCACUCCCACCAUUGUCAAGGAGUAAAGUCUGAACAUACUCAUUUUUUAACUCAUGUGCCUCCUCAGCUGAACCUCCUGACCUCACACUGUUUUUCACUGACAUUUCUCAAUAAAGCCAAGUCCCUCCCAACUCUUUUCAGAGGUGGUUGUAUUUUAUGCAUGUAUUAUCAGUUUCAUACUUCCAGCCUGUAUCUUAUUGAUUUCAUUUGUUCAUCUCUACCUUGAUAAAGUUUAUUAUUCACAGUAACAAAUAUGAAACCACAGCAGACUGAAAGCACCAAGAAAUGUGUCAUGCGUAACCCAGUUUAAGACCAAGCUGCAGAUUUAUCACUACAUGUUUCAAUGCAGGCGUUGUCAUGCACCUCAGAAAGUUUAGUCUCUUCUCUAUGUUCACGGUUAAACUGUGCAGAAUCACGCAACUCCAGACAAAAUGUGACGACAAAAUGAUAAAUCAGAGGUGUGGUUUCCCAAAUGAAAUGUCCAUUUUUCACAAUUUACAAUAAAAUGUAUGAAUUUC
This is a messenger RNA of Paralichthys olivaceus (Japanese flounder), 1288 nucleotides long. RefSeq names its product guanidinoacetate N-methyltransferase (gene gamt). NCBI's taxonomy places the organism in Eukaryota, Metazoa, Chordata, Actinopteri, Pleuronectiformes, Paralichthyidae. The record is from RefSeq and is a predicted model, not a curated record. Gene Ontology annotation, molecular function: guanidinoacetate N-methyltransferase activity. Gene Ontology annotation, cellular component: cytoplasm; nucleus. Gene Ontology annotation, biological process: creatine biosynthetic process.